AUGAGAAUAUUUCGGACUGCACUGCUUGCCCUGCUGGCUACUGAAGCUGUCGCCGAGAGCAGCUUCAUAGACCAAGCCAUUGCCAGCGGCCAGCUGAAGCCUCCCAAGGAUACGACUCGCAAGAGUAACGGCAGCUAUGCUCUGGCUGCGGCUUCUGCUAGCGGAGACAGCCCCGACUAUCAUUGCGCGAAAGACAAGCCUUGUGCCAUUGGCUGCUGCGGUCCUCUAGAUGAGGAGGGCAAAGGAAUCUGCGGUAUGGGUCCCAAGUUCUGUGGCGACGGCUGCACUUCAGACUGUGGUCGGAAAAGCGACUGCGACGCAGGCUGGGGCAUGCAAUGGUCCAAAGCAGGACCCUGCCCUCUGAACGUGUGCUGCUCCGAGUUCGGUUUCUGCGGUACAACUCAAGAUUUCUGCCGUGGCAAGACAGUCACUUCGCCGUCUUGCAGUGCUUCAGCUGGAAGUGCCAACAAGAGAAUCAUUGGAUACUAUGAAGGAUGGAACUAUCAACGAUCCUGCGACACGAUGAAACCUAGCGAGAUCCCCCUUGGAUACUAUACUCAUAUCAACUAUGCCUUUGCACUCAUCCACCCAACCCAGUUCACCAUUGAUGCCAUGGAUGACAAGACCGGGUCUCUCUACCGUGAAGUCACCGGACUCAAGAGCCGAGAUCCUGGCCUCAAAGUCUGGAUCGCUAUUGGCGGUUGGGCCUUCAACGACCCUGGCCCAACCCAGUCGACCUUUUCUCUUGUUGCUAAAGCACCUGCUGCCCAAGAACUCUUUUUCAACUCGCUCAUUACGUUCCUGAUCAACAACAACUUUGAUGGCGUCGACAUUGACUGGGAGUACCCUGCUGCAGAUGACCGCGGCGGCAAGCCAGAGGAUUUCAAGAACUUGGUCGCUUUCAUGGCCAAGCUCCGUUCCCGUCUCAACGCGAGCGGCAAAGACUUUGGUCUCUCCAUUACCCUCCCUUCGUCAUACUGGUACAUGCAGCAUUUCGACAUCGUUGCUUUGGAACCACAUGUUGACUGGUUCAACAUGAUGACCUAUGACAUUCACGGUACAUGGGAUGGAGACAUUCCCUCGUUGGGUCCUCGCGUCCAGGCCCAUACAAACUUGACCGAGAUUGAACUCGCCAUGGAGCUACUUUGGAGAAACAACAUCAACCCCGAACGAGUGACCAUGGGCCUUGGAUUCUACGGUCGCAGCUUCACCUUGAAGGAUCCCAGCUGCACGGCUCCAGGCUGCCCAUUCUCCGGACCUGGUAAGCCUGGUGAGUGCACAGGUACCGGUGGUAUUUUGUCCGCCGGCGAGAUCAACCGAGCCAUAAAGAAUGGUGGCAAAAUGACCCUUGAUGAGCCAUCAGCUGCCCAAAUUGUCACGUUCGGCGGAGAUCAAUGGGUAUCAUUCGAUGACAGUAAAUCACUCGGCAUGAAACAGAAAUGGGCAAAUGAACACUGCAUUGGCGGACUCAUGGUCUGGGCCAUCGACUUGGACGAUGGUUCUUUAUUGGACGCCCUGUUUGGUAACACUGGCCACAAAAAGCGCAAAACUAGAGACCCCAAAGACAAUGACUACAAUGUCAACUGCUUUGCAGGUGGCAUAAACGGAGGUUGA
Molecule: messenger RNA, 1614 nt
Organism: Akanthomyces muscarius
Lineage: Eukaryota; Fungi; Ascomycota; Sordariomycetes; Hypocreales; Cordycipitaceae
Exons: 6
Coding region: 1-1614 (537 amino acids)
Biological process (GO): carbohydrate metabolic process
Molecular function (GO): hydrolase activity, hydrolyzing O-glycosyl compounds; chitin binding
Source: RefSeq, a predicted model, not a curated record